Molecule: messenger RNA, 654 nt
Organism: Aureobasidium melanogenum CBS 110374
Lineage: Eukaryota; Fungi; Ascomycota; Dothideomycetes; Dothideales; Saccotheciaceae
Exons: 1
Coding region: 1-654 (217 amino acids)
Molecular function (GO): protein binding
Source: RefSeq, a predicted model, not a curated record
AUGGCCGAGGAUACCCGACCCGCAUUCUGGGACGCUAUACCCAUCAACCUACGCAACGCCAUCGAACAAACAGUUCCAGCAACCAUUCUGCAAGAGAAACUACCAAAGUCUACAGAACCUGAAUCCCUGCAAGACAAAUACAAACAACUAGAACGCCUCUUGAAAAAUUUGAUCCGUCAGGAAGAACGAGCCAACCAACGCUCAGCACGCCAACCCAACCAGCCUCAACCCGUAAACCCCCGACCAUCCUCCUUAAUCUUCCCACUAGCAAUGCUGCAGACCGAAACAAAACAAUACAACCUUGCCGAAGAAACAUACCGCGAAAUCCUUCUCGCAAAUCCACCUUUUGGAUUCGAUAUUGCGGCUGGGUCGAAUCUGAUCGAAGUUCUGAAUCUCCAGCAAAAGUAUGCUGAGGCACAGAGGUUGGGUAUGCAAGUGCUGUCGCAGAUUCUGAAACAGUUGGGCAUGAAUAGUCCGCAGUAUUUGGGCUGUAUGAGGAAAGUGAUGCAAAGUUUGAUUGGACAGAAUAAGGGGUGGGAGGCAAGGCAGUUGUGGAAGAGGGGUAUGGAGCUGGUUGCUAGUAUUGGUGAUGAAUGGGUGAAGGAAAGCGAUGCUAUGCAGGAGAUGGGAAGGAAGAUUGAUUUGCUGGCUUAG